This is a messenger RNA of Mytilus californianus (California mussel), 1251 nucleotides long. RefSeq names its product p21-activated protein kinase-interacting protein 1-like. The transcript has 9 exons. The coding region runs from base 75 to 1244 and encodes 389 amino acids. NCBI's taxonomy places the organism in Eukaryota, Metazoa, Mollusca, Bivalvia, Mytilida, Mytilidae. Gene Ontology annotation, molecular function: protein binding. The record is from RefSeq and is a predicted model, not a curated record.
AAAGUCAAAUGCGGAUUAAACUGAUUUAACCAAAAACUAGUGACGUUUUCAGCAAGGACCACACGUGUUUUGAAAUGGAAGUUGUUGUUGGAACGUAUGAAGAAGUUUUGCUUGGUUAUAGACUUGUCAGAUUAGGAGAGAAAUGGCAGUUUGAAUUAAGUUUUACUGAUAAUUCCCAUACAGGAUGUAUAAAAUCUAUUGCUGUAUCAACCAAAGGAAUUCUGGCAUCAGGAGGCACAGACGAGAACAUUAAGUUGUUUAAUUUAAAGAAAAGAUCAGAUUUGGGUUCUCUUGUUCAUCAUUCAGGAUCAGUUCUUGGAGUAGAAUUCUAUAAAGGUAACCACAUGUUUACUGUAAGCGAAGAUGGUUCUGUGGUAAUCUGGAAACACUAUACCUGGGAAUGUCUCAAAACACUGAGAGGACAUAAAUCAGGAGUUAAUAGCAUAUCUGUGCAUCCUAGUGGUAAAUUGGCCUUAACUGUAUCCAAAGACAAGACAUUGAAGACAUGGAACCUCAUUACUGGCAAAUGUGCUUACACAACUAAUCUCAAAUCAGUUGCUGAUUUGGUAUUAUGGUCUACAGAUGGAACAUAUUAUGCAGUUGUAUUUCAAACAAAGAUAGAUAUCUAUAAAGUAGAGACAGCAACAGUACAUUGUACAGUGACAACAGAGAAAAGACCUAAUGAUGUAGCAUUCUUAUCGGACACCAUUUUGGUAUAUGGAUGUGAAGGUGGAACAGUUUAUUUCCAUGAUAUAACAAAUAACCAACAACUUCAUCAAAUAGAUACAGACACAAACAGAAUAAGAGGAAUAACAUUGUUUACAGAUGAUGAAUUAUGUCAGUGUUUAAUAACAGCAUCUAGUGAUGGUUAUCUCAAACUAUAUCAAAUACAACAGAAUGAAGAUUCCAUCAGUACAACACUUCUUACAGAACAUGAUUCUAAAUUUAGAUUGACUUGUAUAUCUGUGUACUUACCAAAAACAUCUACAGACAAUACGGACAAUAAAGCAGUUACAGAAGAUGUAACAGAAGAAGUUGAAUCCAAGGAAGAUAACUCUGAUCAAGAGACAUUAAAAACAGAAACCCCUAAAAAAACAAAGAAAAAUGACAAACGGAAGAAAUUACAGAAAAAAAAUGCAGAAAAGGAAUUUGUAACUGUUGAUAGUGUAAAAGAAGCAAAAAUUAAGGCAAAGAAAAGAAAAAGGAUGAUGAAAAAACAAAGUGCUAAAAAAUUAAAGAUAUGAAACAGUA